CUUUGAAAAUGAAUGUUUUACAAAAAAUUUAAAUACUUCAGAUUAUGCAUAAGCUUUAAGAAUGUUUGUGUAAAAAAAAAAUGCAUUCACACAGGCAGGCACGUGCAGUAGAUAACAAAACGUUUAAUAUAACAGGAUUAAAGAAGUUUUGCUUUUUGUUGCUUUUAAUGAUGAUGUGAAGGAGGAGGAUGAUGAUGAUGUGGUGGUGGUUUGACGCUUGAACACCGCACGCGACGGUCUUGUUCUGGUGGUGAUGACGUCACGCCGCAGUCCUCGGUGAAGAAGCAGGAGCAGCAGGAGGAGCAGGGGCAGAAGAUAGAACCAGGCUGAGGUCCUGCUUUAAAAAAAAAAAAAAAAAAAAAAACCACACACACCGGGAGAACACGAGCGCUAUACGUUUCCGUAGUAAAACUUUUCGCAUGCUGGGGAGCAGCAGCAGAGCCGGAACUUCCCUUCCCGCUGUAUCCGCUGUCCAAACCGCUCGAAGGCGAGCCGCAAGCGUGACUCCAUGAAAGAUGUCAGAGGAGGUGAUUGUGAUCGCCAAGUGGGAUUACUCAGCACAGCAGGAACAAGAACUUGACAUCCGGAAGAACGAGCGCCUGUGGCUCCUAGACGACUCGAAAACGUGGUGGCGUGUCCGCAAUGCUGCCAACCGCACAGGCUACGUGCCGUCCAACUACGUGGAGAGGAAAAACAGCCUGAAGAAGGGCUCACUAGUGAAGAACCUCAAGGACACUCUAGGUCUGGGUAAGGCUAAGCGAAAGCCGAGCACGGAUGCCGAGUGCCCAGCGAACGGAGUCGGCGCGGGAGCAGAGCGCAUCUAUGAACUGCACACAGCGGCAGUGGCCAAGUUUGCGUACACGGCCGAGCGCGAGGAUGAACUGAGCCUUGCGAAGGGAGCGCGCCUUCUCGUGCUGGAAAAAUGCAGCGAUGGGUGGUGGCGUGGCCGCUGCAGCGACGGCCAGGUCGGCUGGUUCCCCUCCAACUACGUCCAAGAGGAUGAGGAGGAGGAAGAGGACGAGGAAGACACCGCAAUGGGUGACGGGCAUUGUUCCCGAGCGUUGCACAAGGUGCAGACGCUUUACCCCUUCAGUUCGGUCACAGAGGAAGAGCUGAAUUUCGAUAAAGGAGAAAUCAUGGAGGUGUUGGAGAAGCCUGAGAAUGACCCCGAGUGGUGGAGGUGCAAAAACAGUCAAGGCCAAGUGGGCCUCGUGCCCAAGAACUAUGUGACAGUGCUGAAAGGUGUUUCGGAACAAGCAGGAGGGGCCAGCAAUUUCACAGCCCAUCCAUUGCAGCCAGCAGGUCCAGCCCUCACUGGCAGAUUCGCUGGGAAGGAGUGGUACUACGGAAGCGUGACUCGACACCAGGCUGAAAGUACGUUAAAUGAGAGGGGAUUUGAAGGAGACUUCCUAGUGCGGGACAGCGAGUCUUCUCCAAGCGAUUUCUCCAUCUCCUUGAAGGCUUCAGGCAAGAACAAGCAUUUCAAGGUGCAGUGUGGUGACGGCGUCUACUGCAUCGGGCAGCGGCGCUUCAACUCUAUGGACGAGCUCGUGGAGCACUACAAGAAAGCACCCAUUUUCACCAGUGAGCACGGAGACAAGCUGUACCUUGUCAAACCCCUGCAGUGACCUUCCAGCCAAAAAUGAGCCUUGAGAACCUAAAUAAGACCUCACACUGAGCCAAGCCUCCUUACGUCUUUCCUUGGUGGUCAGUUCUCACCGAAUGGGGAACAGAGUGCCAACACAAGCAGCCGGGCAGUGACUCUUAUUAUUAUUAUUAUUAUUAUUAUUAUUAUUAUUAUUUUAAAUCAUCAUCCUCAUUUCAUGUUUAUUAUAUUUUGUCCUCUUUGACACGAAAAAAGGUCUGGUAAAAAAAAAAAAAAAAAAAAAAGUGUUAUUUGUUGCUGCAGUUUCUGUUCAGAUUUUACACACCAAACAUACUUUAUUUCACACGCAGUAGGCUUUUAAUUUUAUUAUAUUUUAAUAAUAUGAUUUGACGGUACAAUAGGGAAUAUUCUGCGCCUUUACAUGAUCGUAUCAGCGGAGCUACAGGACUGACUGUUGACACGUGCUGCCAAAGAGCCACACAGAUACUCACUGCCCCCUGCUGGAAACACACUCACACACACUCAGAUGCACGGGCUCGCACACGAGGAGGUCAGUUUAGGAGAUGGGAUGAAUGUCAAAUGCUCAACCAAAUGUGCCACACAUUUGUCAUGUGUAACAGUCCACAUAAUUCCAACUGAAAAAUUACCACAGCCGGAGUCCUACUAUAUCUUGUAUAGUUACAAGAGAGCUUAUUCUGUAUGUGCGUUUAUUUUUUUCCCCUCCAGUUUUUUUUUUUUUUUUAAAAGUAUUUGUCUGAAUGUAAAAGCAUUGUUAUUUAAAUCUGUGUCUAUUUAAACUAGAGCAUAAGGUACAUAUAGGAGGAAUUUACUAAGCACUGUACCAUUGAUGGUUUUGUUGGAAGUUGAACUACAUUUUGUUGAAUUAAACAUUUUGCAAAAUAAGGAGAAA
Messenger RNA from Silurus meridionalis, 2516 nucleotides. It is a transcript of the gene nck2b, whose product is annotated as NCK adaptor protein 2b. Gene Ontology annotation, molecular function: protein binding. The transcript is spliced from 4 exons. Gene Ontology annotation, biological process: positive regulation of endoplasmic reticulum stress-induced intrinsic apoptotic signaling pathway; positive regulation of translation in response to endoplasmic reticulum stress; negative regulation of PERK-mediated unfolded protein response. Bases 516 to 1628 code for a protein of 370 amino acids. The record is from RefSeq and is a predicted model, not a curated record. NCBI's taxonomy places the organism in Eukaryota, Metazoa, Chordata, Actinopteri, Siluriformes, Siluridae.